UUCUCCAAAUUCAAAAACAAGGGGAAAGACCCAGCAAAACUUCGAGAGAAAAGAAUUUCGGAGUGUGUGGAGCUGCGCAAAGCGCACAAGGAUGAAAAUUUUUCGAAGCGAAGAAAUAUUACCCUGUCGUCUCUCCCAGACGAGGACGCUCUUUCCCCUGGCCAUAGCUCCAGCGAGGAGACCUUAUCCAUUAAGGAGAUCAUUAGAGAAGUGAACUGCGACAGCAAGGCGUCUCAACUUCGGGGUUGUCAGGCAGCCAGGAAGCUGCUUUCCCAAGAGCAUAGCCCUCCUCUGAAGGAGAUCAUAGAUGCUGGUCUGCUGUCCAAAUUUGUGUCCUUUCUGGCUAUGGAUGAUGUGCCGUCUCUGCAGUUUGAAGCAGCUUGGGCGCUUACCAACAUUGCAUCUGGAACAUCUUGGCAUACACAACAGGUGGUGGAACAUGGAGCGGUACCAGCCUUCAUCUCUCUGCUAGCUUCACCGAUGCUGCACAUCAGUGAACAGGCUGUGUGGGCUCUUGGAAACAUUGCAGGUGAUGGUGCAACAUAUCGAGACAUCCUGAUUGAAUGCAAUGUCAUCCCAGCCUUACUGGCCCGCAUCACACCAGACACACCGGUUGGCUAUCUGCGUAACCUAACAUGGACAUUGUCCAACCUGUGCCGGAAUAAGAACCCAUCUCCACCCUUGUCUGCAGUCAUGCAGCUGCUUCCAUCUCUGAUCCAGCUGCUCCAUCUCAGUGACUCAAACAUUUUGUCUGAUGCAUGCUGGGCCAUCUCCUACCUCUCAGAUGGAGAUAAUGACCGUAUUGAUAUUGUAGUGAAAACUGGAAUCAUUCCUCGCCUGGUAGAACUCAUGGACCACAAGGAGCUCAGAGUUAUGAUCCCAGCUCUUCGUGCCAUUGGGAACAUUGUGAGUGGCUCUGACCUGCAGACCCAGAUGGUGAUUGAUGCGGGUGUUCUGAACAUGCUGCCCAAAUUGAUGAAGCACCCACGGGCCAGUCUGCAGAAGGAGGCGGCGUGGGCCUUGUCAAACAUCGCUGCAGGACCCUCUAAGCAAAUCCAACAGCUCAUCACCUGUGGCUUGCUCCCUCCUUUGGUAGAACUCCUCAGAAAGGGAGACUUCAAGACUCAAAGGGAGGCAGUGUGGGCAGUGACAAACUUUACCAGUGGGGGUACUGUGGAGCAGGUGGUCCAAUUGGUGCAGUAUGGAGCCCUGGAGGCAAUCCUCAACCUGCUGCAGGUCAAAGAUGCUAAAGUCAUUCGGGUGAUACUGGAUGCCAUCAGCAACAUCUUUAUGGCAGCGGAGAGGAUUGGCGAGACGGAGAAGCUCUGUCUGCUGGUUGAGGAGCUGGGAGGACUGGAUCGCAUUGAGAUGCUGGUGAACCAUGACAAUGAUGUGGUGUACCAGGCUGCACACAACCUCAUCAAGAAGUACUUUAAUAACGAGGAGAUUGAGACAGUCGAGGUUCAUGCUACUGGACUUGAGUGCUCUGAUGUUCAAAUAAGCUUUCACUUUUAAAUUCAAAACUUUGAUUCAUGUUGAAUAAAAUGGCUUAUUGUAUAUUAA
Monopterus albus (swamp eel) is the source of this 1563-nucleotide messenger RNA. RefSeq names its product karyopherin alpha 7 (importin alpha 8) (gene kpna7). Gene Ontology annotation, molecular function: nuclear import signal receptor activity; protein binding. The annotation marks the transcript as partial. The transcript is spliced from 12 exons. Lineage: Eukaryota; Metazoa; Chordata; Actinopteri; Synbranchiformes; Synbranchidae. The record is from RefSeq and is a predicted model, not a curated record. Gene Ontology annotation, cellular component: cytoplasm. Gene Ontology annotation, biological process: protein import into nucleus.